AUGCUCGUGUCCAACGAUGAGGCGUCCGCGGCUCCGGCGGGUCGCGCCAAGGCUCCGGCCGCCAUCAACCUCUUUGAGCCAACGAAUGAGUGGAAGACGAUCGAGGAAGGCCAGCAGUUACCUGGGGGCUUGUGGAUUCGAAUCAACUUGGCCACGGGUCUCAAAGAAGCCCGACUGCUCGAGUAG
This is a messenger RNA of Saprolegnia parasitica CBS 223.65, 186 nucleotides long. RefSeq lists its product as hypothetical. The record is from RefSeq and is a predicted model, not a curated record. Bases 1 to 186 code for a protein of 61 amino acids. The transcript is spliced from 2 exons. Lineage: Eukaryota; Oomycota; Saprolegniomycetes; Saprolegniales; Saprolegniaceae.